AUGCUCCGAUCAGCUAUAGAAUUGGAAGUGAACCCUGAAUGCAGAAAUCCGUUUGAGGUCAGAAUUGGAAAGCAACUAGACGAGGCCACAAUUAGAGACCUCUCAAUACCUUCCCAAGGGUAUGCUAAAGAAGAGCAGUAUGAUACAGAAUGUGUGAGAAGGAUUUUGAAAAGUUUCUACUGCAAUUACACUGGUCCGGAUGCUUCUGGACUAAUCGCUGUGGCAGAACUUGUAGAAGAUUUCUUGGCACAGGUCGCGAGUGACAUUGACUUGAAGACAAGCACAUUCACGUCACUUGCUGACAUGUCAAUUGCAGCAUCGGAGGGAACACGACGAAGCUCUGAUGGUAUAUACAGGGCCAUCGAUAUCUAUUUGGACAGGCAUCGAUAUCUGACAAGAUCAGAGAGAGAGGAGGCGUGUCGGUUGUUGGAUUGCAACAAGAUGUCCCCGGAUGCUUGUGAGCAUGCUGCACAGAAUGAAUGGUUGCCAUUGAGAUUGGUGGUGCAGGUAUUGUUUGUGGGACAGUUGAAGCUUAGAGACACGAUUGCGAAGGAGGUAAGUUAUGAUGACAGGUUAAAACAGUUGGGGGAUGAAGAAGAGGGAGGAGAACCAGCAAGAAACAGCAGUAGUAAAGAAGUGCUGACAGAGAUAGAGAAAAUGGGUAGCAAGGCGUUGGAGUUAGAAAGAGAAUGCUGCAGCAUGAGGGAAGAAAUUCAGGGUGAUUCCUGCAGUGGAGUGAAAAGGGAGAAAAUUAGCAUGUGGAAAGAAAUGAAGAGGAAGUUUGGGUGCAUUAGUAGCAUGCAUGAUUGUAACUGCCAUGUGAAGAAGAAAAAGUUGCACCCAAGAUAG
Molecule: messenger RNA, 849 nt
Organism: Ilex paraguariensis (yerba mate)
Lineage: Eukaryota; Viridiplantae; Streptophyta; Magnoliopsida; Aquifoliales; Aquifoliaceae
Source: the annotation of a GenBank genome assembly